AUGACGAGAUAUAUGAAUAUGUCUAGAGAGAGGAUCCCAACAAUGAUAACUCUUGUGUUUAGUUUCAUAACCAAGGAAACAACACAUGUGAACCCGAGGUUCAAGUUUACUAUGUUCAUGAGACUGAAGAAGAACAAAACAGACACAACCAAAAACUCGAAGAGAAUUAUAAUCUGGAGAGGUAUGAUAAAGACACUCAAAGGGAGUGUUACCAAGAACAGAAGAAGGAAGUCUAUUGAUAACAUGAAUAGCAGUAAGAACAGUUUCACCCCGAGACAAGAAAACUUAGACAAAGUACCCUGUUCUACAAGAAAGGUUAAAAGUUUGUACACGAACAUUUGUAUUGGUAUUGCUAGAGGCUUAGCAUACCUCCAUGAAGAAUCAAGAUUGAAGAUAGUUCAUAGAGACAUUAAAGCCACAAAUGUCUUGCUUGAUAGAGAUCUUAAUCCGAAGAUAUCUGAUUUUGGUUUGGCCAAACUUGAUGAAGAGGACAAUACCCACAUUAGCACCCGAAUAGCAGGAACAUAUGGAUAUAUGGCUCCAGAAUAUACAAUGCAUGGUUAUUUAACUGACAAAGCAGAUGUCUAUAGUUUUGGAAUUGUUGCUUUGGAAAUCAUUACGAGAAAGACUAAUACUAUUCUGCGGCAGAAAGAAGAAGUAAUUUAUUUGCUUGAUCUGGCACGUUUGUUGAAAGAGAAAGGCAAUCUAAUGGAGCUAGUUGAUAGAAGAUUGGGCUCAAAUUUUGAUAAAGAGGAAGCCAUGAUAAUGAUUAAGGUGGCUCUAUUAUGCAUUAAUGUGUCUGCAACACUUAGACCAAACAUGUCUUCAGUAGUAAGUAUGUUAGAAGGCAAAAUUAUAGUUCAAGAACCAGUUUUUGAUAAGCCAAGUGAGGCAUUGGAUGAAAAGAAAUUGGAGGCAAUGAGAUUGUAUUGUUUUGAAGAUCAAAGUAUCUCAACGGAGGAUCCAUGGACUACUUCGUCUACUUCUGCAAGAGAUUUGUAUCCAUUAAAUUUGGACUUUUCUUACUUAGAGAAGAGAGAAUAUUAA
Molecule: messenger RNA, 1047 nt
Organism: Arachis duranensis
Lineage: Eukaryota; Viridiplantae; Streptophyta; Magnoliopsida; Fabales; Fabaceae
Product: probable leucine-rich repeat receptor-like serine/threonine-protein kinase At3g14840
Exons: 5
Coding region: 1-1047 (348 amino acids)
Biological process (GO): protein phosphorylation
Molecular function (GO): protein kinase activity; ATP binding
Source: RefSeq, a predicted model, not a curated record